AUGGAGCCAAACACUCCUUACAGAAGUCCGAGGCCAUCGAACAAGAUAACGAAGGGUAGAGAAAUGGUCGAUCAACAAGUCGGUGGAGAAUCCUCAAGCAAAGGCUCUCCUCUUCCCGUCAAUCCUUCUAGCAAAUGUCCAUUUGAUCAUUUGACAAACUCGCAAGCUUCUGUUGAUGUUUGUCACCCUGGAUCUGUUUACUGGGAAUCAGCUGAGGGACGAGGCUCUACACUUUUGGAAUAUUCAGACAUCGAAAUGGGGAUGGAAGUUGCGGGCCAUGGAAAUGGUGAGAGAACUGGUGGGGCUGUUGGAAGUGUUAAGCCACGAGUUCGAUUGCCGGUAAUGACACAAGGAACUAUCAAUUCCGUGGCCAUUACACAACUUCAAGAUGAGCUUGAGGAUGCUAAGAAAGAAUUAGAUAAGCAGCGAGCAAUAUCUGUACCAUCAAAGGAUGAAAUCAUUCUACCAAAGAGAAUGAAUCUGCCGCAAAUGAUGGAGAUGUUUCCAGCAGUGGGAGAUCAGAUUAAUGCUAAGAUGGACCAGAAGCUGAAUGAUGUUCGCGAAGAGUACGAGAUGAAACUCAAGAGGUUGCAAGAUGAUCAUAAUGAGGAGCUUUUAAGAAUCGGAGCAAUUGCAAGCGAGGCGGAGUCAAGAUUACUCGCAGCUGAAGAAAAGUUGAGAGGCUCGGCAGUGUUUGGUCAGAGAUCCCAACAUGAGUCGUUCGGUAAUGUCUUGCCUGGCAUUCAGAACUCUCAUGGCCCUUCAAGACACACUACCAGUGGCAGACAAGACAUUUAUCAACCUGCCCCUCUUACAAACCCUUUCCGAAAUAACAGAUUGGCAAACGGCGAUGGUCCUUCCACCCCUUUGACAACCCCUUUCCGUAACAACGAAUUGGUCAAUGGCGAUGGCUCUACUACCCCUCUUACAAAUCCUUUCAGAAACAACAGAUGGGCAAACAGCCAUGGCCAAAAGAGGGGAUACGACGAGCGUAUUCAACCUGAAUUCCGCAGAGAUGGUAAGAGAGUGAAGAGAGAGCAGUUUUAA
Molecule: messenger RNA, 1047 nt
Organism: Botrytis porri
Lineage: Eukaryota; Fungi; Ascomycota; Leotiomycetes; Helotiales; Sclerotiniaceae
Exons: 1
Coding region: 1-1047 (348 amino acids)
Source: RefSeq, a predicted model, not a curated record